Messenger RNA from Leptinotarsa decemlineata (Colorado potato beetle), 521 nucleotides. It is a transcript of the gene ATPsynE, whose product is annotated as ATP synthase, subunit E. NCBI's taxonomy places the organism in Eukaryota, Metazoa, Arthropoda, Insecta, Coleoptera, Chrysomelidae. Gene Ontology annotation, molecular function: proton transmembrane transporter activity. Gene Ontology annotation, biological process: proton motive force-driven ATP synthesis. Gene Ontology annotation, cellular component: proton-transporting ATP synthase complex. The record is from RefSeq and is a predicted model, not a curated record.
UUAUCUGACAACAUCGAUAUCAGCGAAAUCACAUUUGACAUUUGUGGUUGUCUCAAAUUUUUGGUAUUUUUUUAUCCAAAUUUUCAAUAAUAUUUCUUUAAGAUGUCCGCUUUACCCGCACCAGUCAAUGUGUCUCCACUAAUCAAGUUUGGAAGAUGGAGUUUUCUAGGAGCUGGAGUCCUAUAUGGGCUCUUUCAUCAAAAUAGAUUAUCUAAGAAAGAAGCUGCCUUCAGGGUGGAAGAUGCAAAAUUGAAAGCAAUACGUGAUGCCAAAUUAGCUGAGGAAAAGAAGAUAGCAUCUGAUAAGGAAAUUAAAGAACUUGAAGCACUGGCUCGAUAGAUUGAACUAUUUUUCAAAUUAUCCAUAUAGAUUGUCAUUUGUGAAUUAGUUAUUAAGUAAAGUGUCAAAUUCUCACAUGAAUUCUAAGAAUAUAUGUAGUAGUGGGUAAAUUUUUUAUUCAAAUCUUCCAUAUACAAUUAGUAGGUCAACAAAAUACAAUGCAAUUUCUGGAUUAACUAUAA